Paramecium tetraurelia is the source of this 213-nucleotide messenger RNA. RefSeq lists its product as uncharacterized. Lineage: Eukaryota; Ciliophora; Oligohymenophorea; Peniculida; Parameciidae. The transcript is spliced from 2 exons. The record is from RefSeq and is a predicted model, not a curated record.
AUGGAUCAAUCAGAACACGAGGCCAAAGAGAUGCUCAAACCAUAUUUACAAUAAUUAGUUUAAUUGGAGGAGGCUGAUAAAUUGAAGUAAGCGUAGAUAACUGCCUUACGUUUGGCUAUUGAAUAAUUGAAGCAAUAAGCAUUGGAUCAUCAGAAGAAAUAUGAGGAGGAAUAAAAAAAGGAAGCAAAGAAGAAGGCAGUUGUUAAGAAGUGA